This is a messenger RNA of Papilio xuthus (Asian swallowtail), 2544 nucleotides long. RefSeq names its product Polypeptide N-Acetylgalactosaminyltransferase 6. Gene Ontology annotation, cellular component: Golgi apparatus. Gene Ontology annotation, molecular function: polypeptide N-acetylgalactosaminyltransferase activity. Lineage: Eukaryota; Metazoa; Arthropoda; Insecta; Lepidoptera; Papilionidae. The record is from RefSeq and is a predicted model, not a curated record. The transcript is spliced from 13 exons. Gene Ontology annotation, biological process: protein O-linked glycosylation. Bases 198 to 2006 code for a protein of 602 amino acids.
GCAUGGUAUAGCAUUGUCAUUCUGUUCUGUCACUGUCAAAGUCAAAGUAAUUUUUGGUUUAUAAUAGUGUUGAUAAAAAUAAACAAUCGAGUUUAUGUAUGAUCAUGAUUUAAAAUUAAAUUGAAAUGAAAAUUUUACUUGUACGUUCUAUUAAAACUCAGUGCCAUUGAUUGGAUUCCACCGUUUGUUAUUUGGUUAUGAAAUUCGAGUGGCUGUACCGCUCCAUGCUUGUGAUGCGUCGACAAUUCUUAAAGUUGCUAAGACUACGGAACCUCCUUACUAUAACCUUUUUGGUUAUCUUACUUUAUAUACUAAAGACUUUUUAUGGUAUAUACAAAAGUAACAGUGACCAAACGGAUUAUUUUAUUCCAAAGAGUUUAAAGAAAAUUGACUGGCACAAUUAUACACAAAUUGAAUAUGAGAGAAAACGUCAGGGAAUUGGUGAGCAGGGUUUACCAGCACGGCUACCUCAAACAUUGGCAUCACUGGAAGAACAAUUGUACUCUGUCAAUGGAUUCAAUGGAGCAUUGAGUGAUAAGAUUGCUUUAAAUCGGUCAUUACCAGAUAUCCGUCAUCCUGGUUGCAAAGAGCGCAAAUAUAUAGAGUCCUUGCCAACUGUGAGUGUUGUGGUGCCCUUUCAUAAUGAACACUGGAGUACAUUACUGCGUACAGCUUAUAGUGUUCUUAUCCGGUCUCCAGAGUUUCUCAUCAAGGAGGUUUUCUUAGUCGAUGAUGCAAGCACAAAGGAUUUUCUAAAGCAGAAGCUAGAAGACUACUUAUCUGAGCAUCUGCCCAAGGUUAAGGUGGUGAGGCUAGCAGUGAGAAGCGGGCUCAUAGCCGCGCGGCUGGCGGGCGCCGCGCAAGCCACUGCUGACGUCUUACUGUUCCUAGACUCACACACUGAGGCCACUCUCAACUGGCUACCACCAUUACUAGAGCCGAUAGCGUUGAACUACCGCACAGUGGUGUGUCCGUUUAUCGACGUGAUCGCGUACGAUACGUUCGAGUACCGCGCACAGGACGAGGGCGCGCGCGGCGCCUUCGACUGGGAACUCUUCUACAAGAGGCUGCCCGUGUUGCCGCGAGACCAGCGGAAUAUGCCGGAACCUUUCCAGAGUCCCGUGAUGGCGGGCGGGCUGUUCGCGAUAUCUCGCAAGUUCUUUUGGGAGCUGGGUGGGUACGACCCCGGCCUUGACAUCUGGGGCGGCGAGCAGUACGAGCUCAGCUUUAAGAUCUGGCAGUGCGGCGGACGCAUGGUGGACGCGCCGUGCUCUCGCGUCGGCCACAUCUACAGGAAGUUCGCGCCCUUCCCCAACCCCGGCCACGGGGACUUCGUCGGCAGAAAUUACAGGCGCGUGGCGGAGGUGUGGAUGGACGAGUACGCUCAGUACUUGUACAAGCGACGGCCGCACUACCUGCACAUUGAUACCGGCGACAUCUCCCAGCAGAGGAGGCUGCGGGAGAAGUUGCAGUGCAAGUCCUUCAGAUGGUUCAUGACGCAGAUAGCAUUCGAUUUAACAGCAAAGUAUCCUCCGAUUGAACCAGAGCCAUUUGCCGAAGGAAGGAUAAGGCCGGCCACACACGGGCAGCUGUGCGCGGACAUGCACCGCGGCGAGCAGGGCGAGGCCUUGCUGCUGACCGCCUGCGUGCGCGCACCCGACACUGAGCAGCACUUCCUGCUCUCCUGGCACAAGGACAUCAGAUCAAAAGACAGGAAUAUGUGCUGGGAUGUGCCGGACUCCAGACCGGAGCAGCCCAUCAUCGUGUACUCCUGUCACCUUGGCGGCGGCAACCAGCUGUGGAGGUAUCAUCCGACAACAAAACAAUUAAAACACGGCGGCAACGAGAACUGUUUGGAUUGGGAUAAGACGAGUCGCAAAGUGUUCAUCAACCGCUGCGAUACUGUGGAGUCCCAGCGGUGGGACAUCGACACUGUCAAUGAUGACGCCAUGGCCAAGUGGGACAAGACGGCGCUCCUUGUCACCGGACCUAUGGAAUAUUCUUGAACAAUGUAACCUCACAACUCCACUGUACUGAAAAUUGUCCAGUCCAGUCCAGUCCAGUCCCACAGUAAAAAUCCAUUAACCUGCCUAAAGAUAAACCGAAUCGUACGAAUACCGCUCGCCAGUUUCAGAACGAGACGAACUUAUGGCAAAUACUCACUGACAAUGGACUGGCUAUAAGACGUAUUGUUUUGUGCCUAUUUGGCACAAAACAAUACAUUUUUGCUAUUUUGGCGCUGAUGUGUUUUGUGUCGGUGGCGUGGAUUCGAACUAAUGACAUAUAAUAAACUGUCAAGUAACAUCAACUGGCGAGCUUAAAUCGGAACGAAGUCAAAGUUUGACAGCUUGGAUGAAAUCACUUUCCAAGCAAUAACCUAUCUACUUAUAGAGGUCAGUGGACUUAUGUCUAAAUAAACAUUGACUACGUCAGAUUUAACACGACAUUGUUUAUAACCUAAUCAUAUCUGUAAAACUCGGAUAUGUCCGAUGUUUUUAUGUUAUUUAAAACAAAUCAUGAUGUAUAUUUUUAGAGUUUUUAUAA